This is a messenger RNA of Acaulospora colombiana, 1120 nucleotides long. The record is from the annotation of a GenBank genome assembly. NCBI's taxonomy places the organism in Eukaryota, Fungi, Glomeromycota, Glomeromycetes, Diversisporales, Acaulosporaceae.
AUGCUCUAUACGGGAUCUCGAACUCCGGAGACUCUUUGGUGGACCUCGGCCGGUCUCCUGAGUGACGUACCAUCAGCUCAAAAUCGGUCCAAAAUCACUCGAAUUUUCGAGAAUUAUGCUGGUUGCUUUCUUGCGGCCCAUCGGUGCGAAAUCUCCUAUGGGUCGCCCAAGUUGGGCAUAAAAAGUCCCUAUGUAGAACAGCAGCUCAACCUCCCCAUCGAGAUUGUCGAAAUAAUUAUUGACAACGUCCCAGACGGCCAAACUGUCGCGGCAGCAAAUUGUGAUAGGGUCGUGCCUUACCUUAAUGGUCCCUCUCAGGCCGGACAGUUCGUCCAGAGCCUCGUCAUCACCAAAAGCGCAAGCGAUAUUCUAGCACACGAAUCCAUCGAGCGCGCAGCCGACGCGCUCGUUCGCGCGUGUCCAAAUAUCCGAGAACUCCAAAUGAGAGGAGUCACGGAUUGGUCUAUAGAGCGUUUCCUCGACCCGCUCAUCGAGCAGCUCGAAGACUUGACACUCGCAGACGUCUCCGUAAACAACUGGUCCGUUAUCAGCCAGCGCCUCUCAAAAUGCACAAAUCGGCUAAAAUGCCUUCGCAUAUCUUCCGUCAAAUUCACCAAUCACAAAUCAGUUGUACUAUCAAAGCAAUCUUGCACACAAAACCAAGGAUCCUCGAGCCCUCUAGAGAAUCUGGAGAGGCUGGCCAUCGAAAGCCAAUGCCACGGCUAUUCCUUUGCUGGAAUGCUUCUCGAUCAGGUGAUCCAAUCGCAGGCGAGCAACUUGCGCGCCAUCGAACUCCCCUUUCCAAUGCCAUCAAACGGGCAGCAAUUUUUGUCGACACUUGGGCAAAAUUUAACAAGUCUCGAGAUUCACUGUGAAUCCUUCCAGGCCUUUUCUGCUAAUGAUGAUUUGAGCCAGUGCCGUCACCUGACCCACUUGCACUUCAAAAAUAUAUAUGCCCAUCUCGAUUACGCCGGUCCAGCCCUCGCUAUCUUGCAUCCAUACGUAUCUGAUGAUUGGAAGGCGUUGGACGAUACCCUAUCUAUGCCUCACAUGGCAAGCUUACAGUCGCUACAACUUUCCGGCCUAUUUUUCAUAGCGGGCAGAGUCGGCAAUCUGCUAA